Suillus discolor is the source of this 511-nucleotide messenger RNA. RefSeq lists its product as uncharacterized. The transcript has 5 exons. Gene Ontology annotation, molecular function: iron ion binding; oxidoreductase activity, acting on paired donors, with incorporation or reduction of molecular oxygen; heme binding. Lineage: Eukaryota; Fungi; Basidiomycota; Agaricomycetes; Boletales; Suillaceae. The coding region runs from base 77 to 400 and encodes 107 amino acids. The record is from RefSeq and is a predicted model, not a curated record.
GUUCAAGCCGAGCUCAAUGCGGUCAUCGGAAGGCACCAAUGUAGUUUGAUUCCCUAUUGCAGUUCUGUAGAAUUCAAUGAUCUUUGCACUAAAGCGCCGACUUUGGCCGACCAACAAUCCCUUACUCGUCGACGUGCCUUCAUCUCUUAGGCUUCGAGAUGGAGACCUGUUACCCCCAAUGGAAAACUACUACAUUCCAGCCGGCACUACAGUAUUCGGCAACACUUGGGCCAUCUGUUGGAAUCCAGAAGUCUUUCCCGAGCCUGACGCAUUCAAGCCUCAAUGUUGGAUUGACGACCAAGGUCGCCUGAGAGAUGACUUUAAUAAUUUUCUUUUUGGGUUUGGUCGGCGCGAACACUCAAUAGCACACAUCAGCCGCCUAAAUCUAAUGUUAAGGUAGCAGUUGGAUCGUAAUCACUGUGCUCGUGCUUAAUAGUAUCUCCGUAAGGUGUCGAGACGUUGAAUACUAAUCAAAUGAAAGUCAAUUGCACUCGACCUAGCAAUAAAAAGC